AUUCAGUGACUGACUAGCAGCAGAGGCGGAUGCUGCUGGGAGACUGUGGCUCCUAAAGGGCGAAACUGGGGGAUUGGCAGCAGGCAUGAAGGCAGGGGUGAUCCACUGCAGGUGUUCCAGGUGCUUCUUUGUCCCUUCAAAGCGAAGAAUGAAGAAGAGACCCAGAGUUCUGACACUACUGUGUCUCCCAGAAGAUGUUCUGUUCCAUGUUCUUAAAGGGCUUCCUGCGGAAGAUAUUCUCUCCCUCCGAGCUGUGCACUCUCAUCUUAAGUACCUUGUAGAUAACCACGCUAGUGUUUGGGCCUGUGCAAGUUUUCAAGAAGCAUGGCCUUCUCCAAGCAACUUGAAAAUGUUUGAAAGAGCUGCAGAAAAAGGUAACUUUGAAGCUGCUGUGAAGCUUGGCAUUGCUUACCUCUACAAUGAAGGCUUAUCAGUCUCUGAUGAAGGUCGUGCAGAAGUGAAUGGGUUAAAAGCAUCUCACUUCUUCAGCCUGACUGAGCGUCUGAACAUCUCCACAGCCCCAUUUGUCUGGCUUUUCAUUCGCCCACCUUGGUCUCUCAGUGGAAGCUGUUGUAAAGCUGUGGUCUAUGAGAGCCUCAAAACAGAGUGUCAGCUUCAAAAUGCUCAACGAGGCUCUAUUCUCUACUGCUUGGCUAAGGUUCUUAAUCUCUUUGAGGAUGAAGAAAAAAGAAAAGAAGCUCUUGAAAUGUUUGAGAACUCCUCGAAACAGGGCUGCCUACACAGCUCCUACCUCCUGUGGGAAAGUAAUAGAAAAGCUUCUAUGGCAGACCCUGGUAGAUACCUCCAGAGCCUCAGGAAACUCAGGGACUAUGCAGCCAAAGGCUCCUGGGAAGCCCAGAUGGCUUUAGCCAAAGCUUGUGGAAAUGGAAACCAACUAGGAUUGGAAACAAAAGCUGCCAAUGAGAUGGCGGCUCAGCUCUUCCAAGCCUCCCUUCCUCUCAGCAAGCAGAGUAUCUUCACUGUUCAGAAGGGAAUGAAUGAGACAAUGAGAUACAUUCUGGUUGACUGGCUGGUAGAAGUGGCCACAAUGAAGGAUUUCUCAAGCCUGUGUCUCCAUCUGACUGUAGGCUGUGUGGAUCGGUACUUAAAAAUAAGGCCUGUACCUCGGGCUCGUCUUCAGCUAUUGGGAAUUGCAUGCAUGGUUAUUUGUACACGUUUUAUCAGCAAAGAGAUUCUGACGAUACGGGAAGCAGUUUGGCUAACAGACAACACAUACAAAUACGAAGAUCUUGUCAGGAUGAUGGGAGAGAUCAUAUCUGCUUUAGAAGGGAAGAUAAGGAUUCCUACAAUUCUGGACUACAGAGAAGUGCUGCUGAACAUAACCCCUGUGGACAGAAGAACUGCUUACCUCUACAGCUUUAUCUGUGAACUUUCCCUCUUAAACACAGGCCUUUGCAUAUACUCUCCUGCCCGUUUGGCUGCAGCAGCCUUGCUGCUUGCCAAAGUAUUGCACAAACAAGCUCAUCUGUGGAACAGUCAGUUAUCUGAAAGCACAGGAUUUUCCCUUGAAGAGCUGAUACCUUGUGUACUGAGCCUCCACAAGAAGUGUUUCCACGAGGAUGUCCCAAAAGAUUAUAGGCAGGUGUCCCUCACUGCUGUGAAACAACGAUUUGAAGAUGAACGCUAUGAAGAAAUUGGCAAGGAGGAGGUGAUGGGUUACAGCCAGCUCUGUUCACUGCUAGGGGUGAAAGAGGAGCAUCCGGAGCCUGAUGCCUUAUACAUGAAUACAGUGGAAACCUUCCUUACUUCUCCAUCAGGAAAGAGAACUAAAAGGAGAAGAGAAGACAGUAUCCAAGAAGACAGGGGAAGUUUUGUAACUACUCCUACAGCUGAGCUGUCUAACCAGGAGGAGAGUCUUCUGGAUAACUUUCUGGACUGGAGCUUGGAUUCCUGCUCUGGUUAUGAAGGAGAUCAAGAAAGUGAAGGCGAGAAGGAGGGAGACAUUACAGUUCCCAGCGGAGUUCUAGAUGCAACUGUGGUAUGUAUGGACCCUGAAGAACGUGGCGGCUGCUGUUGUGAAGAAUCCAGUGAUGAAGAGAGCCUUCCCAAAGAGUGGUCUAUGUACAGUUUCCAGAAUUAUGACCAUACCCAACAAAAACCUGCUAUUGAUGUCAGCUCUGGCUAUUCCUCGGUCAACAGUGCCAGCCCUAGCUCCACUAUGGAUUGCAACUUUGGUGCAUCUCACAAAGCUACCUCAGUGCAGCCUCUGGGUCCAACUAAGGAAAAGGGCCUAUUGCUGCCCCAUGACUCAAAAUUGUGUUUACACUCUUCUAGAUCUGAAAGAAGGCAAGCAAAACGGAAAAAUGUGGCAGAGUACAGUGAAAAGGAGAGGAUGAAUUUGGGCUUCCUAAGCCUCUGACGUCUCAGUGCUGUAUACUUUAAAGUUAUCUGAAGGAGUCACAAACAUGGGAGGUUUAUUGAGCAUCUGAGUGUGGUGGUGUACAUGGUUUAAGGCUAAAUUUCAAAUGGUGGCCAUGGGCUGUAUAGCACUGAUUUCUUAAUGUUUACUUAAGAGCUUUCCCAAGAAUAUUUGUCUGCUUGCAGCUCAACUUGUGGUUAAGCUUUGUAGCCCGAACAAACCCUAAGGUGUUAGCAGGCUUAACUGUGGUGUCAUAUCUCCAGAACAUGUGCAGAUGUUUUGUGGGAUGAGUAGUAGGGAAUAAAAAUGUUGCUUCUUCACUCCAUCUCCACCUCAAUCUGCCCAUUGUGCUAACUCAUAUCUCUUUUGGCCUAUCCCAUGUUUGCUUUUUAACUCUAGCCUUCCCCGUUUUCCUUAGCAACAUUCAACAGAGAUCUUGAGCAGGACUGGGAACAUCAUCUUCUGCUUUUUAGACAUUAAACAGAGAGAGUGAAAAUGGUACAAGAAGAGGAAGACCUUCAUACCACCCUUCAGUCAGUCUCUAAAUAAACCUUUAUGUUUACUCUCUGUAAAACCACCUAAAUGUUCUCUACUCAAUCUUUGGGGAAUAUUUCCCUACCUCUGGUCUGAAUAUUUCAGACCGAUCCUAAUCUUCAGUACCACUAGAGCAGAGGUGGAAAUUAUGUGGUCUUCCUAAUGCUGUUGUACUGGAAGUACCAGGAGCCCAAACCAGUAUAGCCAGUGGUUGAGAUUGCUGGGAAUUGUCCAAGAUCUGGAGCACUACAUAAUUCACAUCUUUGUCCUAGUGAGCAAAUACCAACAUUUCGUUAUUAAGAGUUGAUGUAACUUGGCUUCUGUAUGAGGCCUUGGUUACAUGUUCGUAUUUGGUAUGCCAGACGUUAUCUGUACUGCCUUUUCAUUUGGUUUUGUUACUCCAAAACAGCAUAUUUGCUGCAGUUUACUGAGGAGCAUAUGCUGCCCCUGUUUACCAAUGUUUGUUUUCAAGGCUGGGUGCUAUUUUUGCCCAAGCAAGAUGGUGGCCAUUGUGAAUCAUUGGGGAAAUGUGUUGAAUAUUUUUCUGUGCUUUUUUUUUCCAUUUGUGUUUUCUUUUUAUACUGCUCUUUUUAUAUUUUCCCUUUCUCUGCUUAUACUUGCUCCUUUACACGUAACAAUAUAGGCCUUUGGUGUCUGAUUCCUCCAAUUUCAAGGGUCCAAUUCUGCUAUAAUUAGGGUGGAUGGGAUUUUUUUUCCCUACUCAGAAAUUUGAUAACAAAAAUUAAAGCUGCAAAUUGUUUUAAAUUAAAGGUGAGGGAUGUCUAGAUUCUAAACUGCUUCCAUGUCAGAUGUCCUGGAGCUCAUUCACAGAAACUAUGGAACGAAUCGUCCUUCCAAACUGAUCCAUCUGUAAUCUUAGUUAAGCUGUCAUGGAUAUAGGGGCCUGAACAUCAUUCUGUUGAACUAACCUACGGUAUCUACGUCAGCAACACUUAAUGGAAUGGGUUCUAUAGUUAUCUGUGAUUAUUGUACUGGAAAUAAGAACUUUGGACAGCAUCCUUUGUUCUUCUACAGGGAUCUCUACAGUAAGGUUUUGUUUCUUUUGUGGAUGAUGUCUCCUUGGAAUGUAUGCCAUGGUACAAAAUGUGUGCGCUUGCUAAUGACUACAUGAAUUUGAAGGGGAAAAAAAACACUGGACAGGCUAAAAGAGUCCUUUUUAAAGAAGGUAAUGUCAAUGACAGUUCAUGUUCACUAGUGGUGAUUUUUUUAUAUAUAAAAGCAAACCUUUUGUAAUAUA
Messenger RNA from Sceloporus undulatus (fence lizard), 4172 nucleotides. RefSeq names its product cyclin F (gene CCNF). NCBI's taxonomy places the organism in Eukaryota, Metazoa, Chordata, Lepidosauria, Squamata, Phrynosomatidae. Gene Ontology annotation, molecular function: cyclin-dependent protein serine/threonine kinase regulator activity; protein binding. Gene Ontology annotation, cellular component: cytoplasm; nucleus; centrosome. The transcript is spliced from 17 exons. The record is from RefSeq and is a predicted model, not a curated record. Bases 86 to 2380 code for a protein of 764 amino acids. Gene Ontology annotation, biological process: regulation of cyclin-dependent protein serine/threonine kinase activity; mitotic cell cycle phase transition.